Messenger RNA from Ogataea angusta, 2406 nucleotides. RefSeq lists its product as uncharacterized. Gene Ontology annotation, cellular component: cytoplasm; mitochondrial matrix. Bases 1 to 2406 code for a protein of 801 amino acids. The transcript has a single exon. The record is from RefSeq and is a predicted model, not a curated record. Gene Ontology annotation, molecular function: ATP hydrolysis activity; ATP binding. Gene Ontology annotation, biological process: cellular response to heat. Lineage: Eukaryota; Fungi; Ascomycota; Pichiomycetes; Pichiales; Pichiaceae.
AUGUUGCGCACAAGCUUGUCAAGUAUCAAACAAGGGUCCAGAAAUAUUCGGUGUAUUCGUGAGACUCGCACAUAUAAGGUGCAUGCGUGCGAGCUCGCACUAUUAGCCUCUGUUAAGCCAUCUUCCAUGAUAUCACGUUUGAACCGCGUUACACUAUCAAUUAUGCCAUCAACAAGUCUAGGCCAAAACUUCCAUUGUAGACAUUUCUCUUCAGGUCCGAGGUUACAUCUUCAGAUGAAGAUGAAUCCAGAGCAAUCAGACGAACCAGCGUUGAAGAAAUUUGCUACCAAUUUGACAGAACUGGCGAAGAAAGGCAAACUGGAUCCAGUAAUUGGAAGAGAUGAAGAGAUACGCAGAACGAUCCAAAUCCUGUCAAGAAGAACAAAAAACAAUCCUGUAUUGAUAGGAAACGCUGGUACAGGAAAAACUGCGAUAAUGGAAGGCUUGGCACAACGAAUCGUCAAAGGUGAGGUUCCAGAAAGCAUGAAAGACAAGGAGGUCAUAUCGCUAGAUUUAGGCUCAUUAAUCAGUGGUGCAAAAUACAGAGGUGAAUUUGAGGAAAGACUUAAACAGUUUUUAAAAGAGCUUGACGAACACUACAUUCUCUUCAUCGACGAGCUUCAUAUACUUCUCGGUUUAGGAAAAUCGGAAGGAUCAAUGGACGCUUCGAAUUUGCUCAAGCCUGCCCUUGCAAGAGGCCAGCUACAGUGUUGUGGCGCUACGACCAUUGAUGAAUACAAAAAGUAUAUCGAAAAGGAUGUUGCGCUUGCUAGACGAUUUCAGCCAAUCUUGGUUAAUGAGCCAACUGUUGAAGAUGCAAUAAGCAUUUUGAGAGGUCUCAAAGAAAAGUAUGAGGUACAUCAUGGAGUUCGGAUAACUGAUAGCGCUCUCGUCACUGCAGCAGUUUAUAGUAAUCGGUACAUCACCGACCGAUUUUUGCCGGACAAAGCUAUUGAUUUGGUGGACGAGGCUUGCUCGGCUCUUCGCCUGCAGCAUGAGUCAAAACCGGACUCUAUUCAAGAGUUGGAUAGAUCUAUCAUGACUAUCCAAAUCGAAUUAGAAUCUCUUCGGAAGGAGUCUGACACCUUGAGUAAGGAAAGAAGAGAGAAGCUGGAAGAGCAAUUAAAAUACAAGCAAGCAGAGCUUAAACGACUUACAGAGAUUUGGGAAAAACAAAAGCAUGAGCUUGACAGAAUUAAACAGCUUAAGCAAGAACUGGAGAUAGCCAAACGUGAUUUGGAAAAAGAGAGACGAGAAGGCAAUUUUGCACAAGCUUCGAAACUUCAAUAUGCAACGAUCCCAGAGUUAGAAGCAAAAGUCAAUGCGUCAAUCAAAAAUCAAGAGGCCGCCGCUGAGGCUGACGAAGAGGGAGGUGGUGCAAACCUACUUCACGAAUCUGUUACUUCCGAUGACAUAGCAAGAGUUGUUUCGAAAGCCACUGGAAUUCCAGUGCAGAAUAUGAUGAGAGGUGAAAAGGAUAAACUUUUGUAUAUGGAGGCUGCUUUGCGAGGAAGAGUGAUAGGACAAGAUGAAGCAAUAGCUUCAAUUUCCAACGCUAUACGUUUACAGCGGGCCGGUCUUACCAACGACAAAAGGCCUAUUGCCUCUUUCAUGUUUUUAGGGCCAACAGGUACCGGAAAAACAGAACUUACAAAAGCGGUCGCCGAUUUUCUAUUUGACGACGAGAACGCCAUCAUUAGAUUUGACAUGUCGGAAUUUCAAGAGAAACACUCUAUCAUGAGACUUAUUGGCGCCCCACCUUCGUACGUGGGAUAUGAAGAAGGUGGAGAGCUAACGGAGAAAAUUAGAAGAAAACCCUACUCAGUGAUUCUUUUCGAUGAGUUUGAAAAAGCCCACCCUGAUGUCUCAAAGCUCUUAUUACAAGUCUUGGACGAGGGCAAACUGACAGAUUCACAAGGAAAUAAAGUUGAUUUUCGCAAUACCCUUAUUGUUAUGACCUCAAAUAUUGGACAAGAUAUUAUGCUUUCAGAUAAACCAGACAAAGAUCAAAUUCUUCAAUUGAUGAAAUCUUAUUACUCACCAGAAUUCAUAAAUAGAAUUGACGAAGUGGUCAUAUUCAACAAACUGUCUAAGGAGGCGUUGAGAAAUAUUGUCGACUUGAGAAUCGGCGAUUUACAGGACAGACUGUCGGAAAGAAGAAUUGAACUCCACCUGACUGAUAGAGCCAAAGACUGGUUAACUACAAAUGGCUAUGAACCACAAUAUGGUGCCCGGCCACUGAAUAGGUUGAUCAAAAGAGCUUUGCUAAAUCCCAUGUCCAUAAUGAUGCUGAAGGGCGAGAUCAAAAACAAUUGUAUGGUGAAAGUUGAUACAGAAAAUGAUCAUUUGAUGAUAGUCCCUGAAAGAAACCUUGACGACGCCUCAAAUGAUCACGAUGGGAGAUGA